Messenger RNA from Cyanistes caeruleus (blue tit), 2851 nucleotides. The record is from RefSeq and is a predicted model, not a curated record. Lineage: Eukaryota; Metazoa; Chordata; Aves; Passeriformes; Paridae.
UGAAGUCGCUGCCAGUUCUUACUGCCUGCCUGUCAGCUGGAGGUCUGAUGUGCCUGCCACCACUGGUGUUAGUCUAGGCACUACCCAGACCACCUCUGUCAGAACAUGAUUGUCCUUUGAAUAUUAAUCUACGUUUACCUCAGUAUUUUAAAGUUUGUUGAUAGUUUGGAUAAAUGAUGGCUCAACUCCAGCAGGGAGGUCCAGAUGAAAAAGAGAAGACCACUGCAUUAAAGGAUUUAUUGUCUAGAAUAGACUUGGAUGAACUAAUGAAAAAAGAUGAGCCACCACUUGAAUUUCCUGAUACUUUGGAAGGAUUUGAGUACAUUUUUAAUGAAAAAGGACAAUUAAGACACAUUAAAACCGGGGAGCCAUUUGUUUUUAAUUAUCGUGAAGAUUUGCAUAGAUGGAACCAAAAGCGCUAUGAAGCUCUUGGAGAGAUCAUUACUAAAUAUAUUUAUGAACUACUAGAGAAGGAAUGCCACUUGAAGAAAGUAACUCUUCCAGUUGAUGCAAUUGAGACUGAACCAAAGAGCUUUAUCUUUAUGAGUGAAGAUGCAUUAGUAAAUCCUGACAAGCUGCUGGUCCUAAUUCAUGGUAAUGGUGUUGUCAGAGCUGGUCAGUGGGCAAGGAGACUCAUAAUUAAUGAAGAUCUGGACAGUGGAACACAGAUACCGUACAUAAAGAGAGCUAUUGAGGAAGGCUAUGGAGUAAUAGUUCUGAAUCCCAAUGAGAACUAUAUUGAAGUUGAGAAGACAAAAGCCCAAAUACAGCUAUCUUCUGAUAUCUCAGACGAACCUGCAGAAAAGAGAGAAAGAAAAGAUAAAAUACAGAAGGAAACAAAGAAGCGACGUGACUUCUAUGAAAAGUAUCGAAAUCCGCAAAAAGAAAAAGAAACUAUGCAGAUCUAUAUUAGAGAUAAUGGCUCUCCUGAAGAACAUGCGAUUUAUGUUUGGGACCAUUUUAUUUCCCAGUCAGCUGCAGAGAAUGUGUUUUUUGUUGCUCACAGUUAUGGUGGACUUGCCUUUGUAGAGUUGAUGAUUCAACGAGAGGCAGAAGUAAAGAAUAGGGUAACUGCUGUGGCGUUGACAGACUCAGUUCACAAUGUGUGGCAUCAAGAAGUUGGGAAAACUAUUCGAGAGUGGAUGCGAGAGAACUGCUGUAACUGGGUAUCCAGCUCUGAGCCCCUGGACACAUCAGUGGAGUCCAUGCUGCCAGACUGUCCCCGUGUCUCUGCAGGUACACCCGUUUGUUUGCAAUAAACCAGUGCACAUCUUUAUGCCCAGGAGCAGCUUGUUCAUUUAAAAAUGCAUUUGGUUCCGAUGGCAUAUUAACCCUUCUACAGCAAGAUGUGACUGAAAGUGUAUGGCUGAUGCUAUUUUAUGUAGCUACUCUUAAUUUUUUUUGCUUUGUGGGACUUGAGAUCUCUUGUCUACUUGUUGCUUGAAUUUUUUUAGUCGUUCUCUCUGUUUAAGUAAUUAGUGGCAUUAUAUGUAGGAGUCUAAGAAAAAUGAUAGUGAUAUAGCAAGAACUGGGAAAUUUAUCAUAGGUCCUUGAAUAAAUAUCUUAACUCUAUGUAGGCAAUAAUGUUUUAAAGAAGUACAUUAAUGAAAGUUACAAUUAAAAUAAAUGAGCCACUUUCCUGAAUGCUGAUCAGUGAAAGUCUAGUUUACAUAGCAAGUGAUUUGCAGCAUCAAGGAAUGUUGAUGUGAGUUUUCUGUUGUUUUGCACACACUCAGCUAUGCUUUUUGAUUAUUGAAUGAUAAGUCACAAGAAGCACGUGAAAUAAUACAGAGACUUUAGUUAAAUGUGUAAUAAUUCCAGAAAAUAGAUGUAGUCAUCAAUGUUCAAGGAAAAUCUCCAAUCUCUGUAGGAAAGUAAUCUGAAAUACAUAAAGCAGUUACUGAACUUUCAUGCUUGAUUAUCAGGUUUCCUAAAAGCUGUAGGUAGCGUAUUUCUGUAGAAUACAAAACCCAAGUUCAAAGGAAGACACAGCUUAUACAAUAUUAAUUUAAAAGCUGAAACAAUAUUUGACCUUGCUCUUUGGGAUGCAGUUGUUCAUUUGGCAAGUUAGUUUUGUAUCUGUCUGCAUUUGUGAGGUUGUUAGUGAGACCUAACCUUGCAGAUGAAACUGAGUUUACUACAGUAUAUUUAUAGCACUACUUUGAGAGCUCACAACAACCAGAGAUUUUAAUUACAUUUCUGCUAUGUUUGGGGUCUCACCAUGCAGAUCCUCAGCUCUGUAGUGACAAUGCAAUAGAACUGACAUUGUUCUUUCAUGCUUUGGAAAACAAUAUAUUAGUAAAAUUUUCAUAGAUUCAACAUUCAUUUAGCAACCUUUUACUCUUUUAGGGGAGAUUACUGCAGUUUAAAAGAAAAAUAUUGUUCAGGAGUGGAAUUCUUUAAAAGAAGAUACACUUCCAAUCUAUGAUGUCUCUGUUGCUCUUGUGAAAGAGUGCAUGUUAUACUUUGGCCAUUUUCGUCAGGUAAAUAAGGGCUUGGAUAGCAACUGGUCAGUAUUUACUGUCCACUGGCCAACACUGAAAGUCAUCCAUUAGAGUAUCUUUUCCUUUUCUUUGUAUUCACCUAAAAGGUAUUCUAUAAAAGAAAUCCUAGAUGUUACUUAAAAAUCAGACUGAUGCUUCAUUAAAGCUGUAAAUAAUAAGUCUUGAUUUUACAUUUCUGUUGAAGACAGGUCACAGUGGCCUUAAUGUUUCUGCAUCACUUAAUGAAUUAACAAGCUGCACUGAAGUUGUAGAAGAAUUAGUUUAAAUGGGGUAGGAUUUCAGCCAGUAAAACUUGGGUGUUUGUUUUUAGUACAUACAUUGAGAUAAAUUGAGAUCACUAAUAUUUU